CAAAACAAAUCUAUUAAAUUUUAUUUUAUUUUAUAGAAAUCUUUGAAAAAUGAUUAUCAGACAUAUUUUAGUAAAAGAUAUACGAAACCUAUUGUGCCCGAAUUAUCGAGCGUAUAGUGUACUCUGUAAUAUACAAAGAAUAAAAGAGAAUAAAUAUGGUAUUGGGAACGAAAACCCUAACCUGACUAAUCAUAGUCUUACCAAAGUUCACAAAAGAUAUUUAUCUCUUGAAUCCGUGGUGAAAUGGCAAGAAGAAGUUUACAUGAGUAUAUCAAACAGUACUAUGGUUAACGUCAUGCAGGAUGGUUUGUUGCAAUUUCAUGAAGUUACAGGUUUUUCAUGGUGGGCAACAAUACUUUCCUCAACUGUUCUUAUAAGAGCGUUAAUAACUCUGCCUUUAUCAGUUUAUCAAAAUUAUAUAUUAGCCAAGGUAGAAAAUGUUGGCAUGGAACUCAAGGAUAUAGUCAAUGAAUUAAAAAAAGAGACUGCUAUGGCAAGAAAGGCAUAUAAUUUAACUGAUAAGCAAACUGUGAUUCUUUUCAAAAGGUCCCUUAAAAAGCAGUGGAGAAAACUUAUAGAAAGAGAUAAUUGCCAUCCCCUGAAAGCAACAAUAGUUAUAUGGUUCCAAAUACCUCUGUGGGUGUGCAUGUCAUUUGCCUUAAGAAAUUUAGUUAACAUGAAUCCACCAGAUCCAUCUGCUAUGGUUACCUUUAUGGAAAUGUCGACCGGUGGAAUAGGUUGGAUUCCUAAUUUAAUAGAACCUGACCAUUCUUUAAUUCUCCCAGUGGCGUUUGGUUUGACAAACUUAGCAAUAAUAGAAAUACAAAGAAUGUCAAAAUUAAGGACACCAUCAAAACUGCAAAAUGUUUUUACUAAUGUCUUUAGGGUAUUUUCAUUAGUAAUGAUACCUAUUGCAGCAAAUGUUCCUUCAUGUAUGUGUUUGUAUUGGGUCACAUCUAGUAGCUUUGGAUUGAUACAGAAUUUAUGCCUUUUGUCGCCAUCAUUGAGAAGAAAAUUACAAAUACCCUUAGCUCCAAGUGAGCUGGAAGACCCAUAUGGACACAUGAAAGAAGAAAUCAACCAUAAAGUUAGAAACAUACUGCCAAAAAAGUCUUAACAUGUUAUGCACAAAGUCUAACUUAGUAUUUUAAUAUAAGCAUACUGAAAAAAACAAUUUUUGUUUUCAUAUCUUAUUAAUUUCAGA
Molecule: messenger RNA, 1204 nt
Organism: Zerene cesonia (dogface butterfly)
Lineage: Eukaryota; Metazoa; Arthropoda; Insecta; Lepidoptera; Pieridae
Product: cytochrome c oxidase assembly protein COX18, mitochondrial
Exons: 1
Coding region: 50-1117 (355 amino acids)
Biological process (GO): protein insertion into mitochondrial inner membrane from matrix; mitochondrial respiratory chain complex IV assembly
Cellular component (GO): mitochondrial inner membrane
Molecular function (GO): membrane insertase activity
Source: RefSeq, a predicted model, not a curated record